This is a messenger RNA of Symbiodinium pilosum, 1077 nucleotides long. The record is from the annotation of a GenBank genome assembly. NCBI's taxonomy places the organism in Eukaryota, Dinophyceae, Suessiales, Symbiodiniaceae.
GCCCUGGGCACGCUGAACACCGCGCAGCUGCCCGUGGGGGCCUACACCGGCGCCAGGCUCGCGGCCUGGAUCUCCAGCAAUUACGCCUCGGCCACCUACGUGGAGGCUCAGAACUCCAUAGAGGUCGCAAGUGACGGGAACCGCCACAUCUUGUCGGACGUUGAGCUCCGCGACCUCUUCCCCAAUCAACCCGGCUACCCCCAGGGGGCCUACGCCACCAGCCCCCAAAGCAUCAACCAUUUGCUGGGGGGCAGCUACAUCGACGGUUUAUCUCCGUCGAGGGAGCUGGGCAACGCUGCCCACAUCCUGGCACCGCUGGGCACCGACAUAAUUUGCAAGGUGAUCAUCGACAAGGGCGUGGGUCAUGUCAUGAAGGACCAGACGGACGACGGGCACCUGGUGGAGCUGCGGGGCCCGAUCACCCUCCGCACGCUGAAUUUCCGCAUCACCGACCUUGACGGCGACGAGGUCAACACCCGAGGAAAAGCGAAAAUGCCGGAUGAGCACCAGCCCGACCAGGCUGAGGAGGCAGGCGGCGCGGCCGAGGCCCCAGCAGCAGCCACAGAGCCUGUGGAUGCUGGGGAUCUUCCCCCAGUUCCCCCUGCCGGGCCUCCUGAGCCCGUGGUGGCCGUGCCCGCUGCUGAGGGCCCCGGCGGUGAACCGCUACCGCCGGCUGGAGCAGCAGCCGCAGCAGCAGCCGAGGCACCCCGUGAGGAUGACUCCCUCGCAGGAGCGGCGCAUGAGGCAGAUCAGCCGGCAGAACCGCUUCGAGCAGCUGGCCGUGGCUGCCAGCAUGGAUGUCUAAAAGGAACCAUGAUGCCCCUGGAGCGCCGGAACGAGGCGCAGAUGCUCCGAAGUUUCUGGAAGCAGUACCCCUCCUACAGGGUUCAGCCGCUGCUCUACAAGCGCUACAACGAGCUCGUGGAGGCCCGCGCCUUCAACGAGUGGUUGGAGAACAGGAGAAUCCGCAAGGAGGGCGAGGAGUACACCGACGCCGUGGGCCGGCUGACGGACACCGUCAACCGGCGCCUGCCGCAGCUGAGGUACGCCCCGGCGGAGAGGGCCGGCGUGCGCCGC